AUGUGUGGUAUCCUAGGUGUUGUGUUAGGUAACCAGUCGAAUUCUGUGGCUCCAGAAUUAUACGAUGGGUCUCUGUUUCUGCAACAUAGAGGUCAGGAUGCAGCUGGAAUCGCUACAUGCGGGCCGGGUGGGAGGUUUUAUCAAUGUAAAGGCAAUGGUAUGGUACGCGAUGUUUUCACUUCGCAAAGAAUGGCAGGUUUAAUAGGGUCAAUGGGAGUUGCUCAUUUGAGAUACCCAACUGCAGGGUCUAGUGCAAAUUCUGAGGCACAGCCAUUCUAUGUCAAUAGUCCUUAUGGCAUUUGCAUGUCUCAUAACGGGAAUCUAGUGAACACUGUAUCUUUGAGGCGUCAUCUUGAUGAGGACGUGCAUCGGCACAUCAAUACUGACAGUGACUCUGAGUUGCUCUUAAACAUUUUUGCCGCGGAGCUGGAUAGGUAUAAUAAAUAUAGAGUCAACAAUGAGGAUAUUUUUCAUGCGUUAGAGGGGGUUUACCGUUUAUGUCGUGGUGGUUAUGCCUGUGUGGGUAUGUUGGCAGGCUAUAGUGUGAUAGGGUUUAGGGAUCCCGAUGGUAUUAGACCAUUAUUGUUUGGUGAAAGGGUCAAUGAGGAUGGAACGAAGGAUUACAUGCUGGCAUCUGAGAGUGUGGUAUUGAAGGCCCAUCGCUUCAAUAAGUUCCGUGAUAUUUUGCCAGGUGAGGCAGUCAUUAUUCCCAAAGCCUGUAGCACGAAUCCUCCUGAGUUUAGACAAGUUGUACCAAUGAAUUCUUAUAGGCCAGAUUUGUUUGAAUACGUAUAUUUUGCACGGGCUGAUAGUGUGUUGGAUGGUAUUUCUGUAUAUCAUACGAGAUUGCAGAUGGGUACCAAACUAGCAGACAAUAUCAAGAAACAGAUUGAUAUAGAUGACAUUGAUGUUGUUGUUUCUGUGCCAGAUACUGCACGCACUUGCGCUCUUCAAUGUGCCAACCAACUAAAUAAGCCCUAUCGUGAGGGUUUUGUGAAGAAUAGAUACGUGGGGAGAACAUUUAUCAUGCCAAACCAGCAGGAACGUGUUUCUUCUGUUAGGCGUAAGUUGAAUCCUAUGGAAUCUGAAUUUAAAGGAAAGCGUGUGCUGAUUGUUGAUGAUUCGAUCGUAAGAGGUACUACCUCUAAAGAAAUUAUCAACAUGGCCAAAGAAUCUGGCGCUAUUAAAGUUUACUUUGCAUCUGCUGCUCCAGCCAUUCGUUACAAUCAUAUUUAUGGUAUAGAUUUGGCUGACACAAAGCAAUUGGUAGGUUACAACAGAACCGUUGAAGAAAUUGAGGAAGAACUGGGAUGUGACAAGGUUUUAUACCAAUCUCUUGAGGACCUCAUUGACUGUUGCAAGACUGAAAAAAUUAAGAAUUUCGAGGUAGGCGUUUUCACUGGAUGUUAUGUCACGGGUGUAGAAGAUGGAUAUCUUCUAGAGUUAGAAAGAGUACGUGCGUUGAACAGUUCUAAAAUGAAUGAUGUCAAGGCAGAAGUUGAUAUUGGUUUGUACAACAGCGCGGACUACUAA
Eremothecium cymbalariae DBVPG#7215 is the source of this 1533-nucleotide messenger RNA. RefSeq names its product amidophosphoribosyltransferase (gene ADE4). The transcript has a single exon. Gene Ontology annotation, biological process: purine nucleobase biosynthetic process; purine nucleotide biosynthetic process. Gene Ontology annotation, cellular component: cytoplasm. Lineage: Eukaryota; Fungi; Ascomycota; Saccharomycetes; Saccharomycetales; Saccharomycetaceae. The coding region runs from base 1 to 1533 and encodes 510 amino acids. Gene Ontology annotation, molecular function: amidophosphoribosyltransferase activity. The record is from RefSeq and is a predicted model, not a curated record.